AUGGCUUCGUCGUCUCAGACGGGCCCGACCCGUAUCUCUAUAUUAGGCAAGGAUACGAUUGUCGUCGACAAUGGCAUUUGGCUCAACCUAGUAGCGAUCGACUUGCUCCAACAUCUUCGAACAUCGACCUAUGUCCUUAUCACGGAUACUAACCUCUUUGACACUUAUGUGCCAGUUUUCGAACAGUCUUUCCGAAAAGCUCUAGCGACAAGGACUUUCCCAACUACCCCACGACUCCUGACCUAUGCCAUACCACCCGGCGAAGGAUCGAAAAGCCGUGAAACCAAGGCAGAGAUCGAAGACUGGAUGCUUUUGCAACAAUGCACUCGAGACACCGUAGUUAUAGCCCUUGGAGGAGGAGUCAUCGGAGAUAUGGUUGGUUAUGUCUCGGCUACGUUCAUGAGAGGGGUUCGAUUUGUUCAGGUCCCCACAACGUUGUUGGCGAUGGUGGAUUCCUCCAUUGGAGGUAAAACUGCCAUCGACACGCCCGUAGGUAAAAACCUUGUCGGAGCCUUCUGGCAACCGGAACGCAUUUACAUCGAUCUGGAUUUCCUGGAGACUCUGCCAACACGGGAAUUCAUCAACGGUAUGGCAGAGGUUAUCAAGACUGCGGCGAUCCGCGAUGAGGCCGAGUUUCGCAAUAUGGAAGAGAAUGCAUCGUCGAUCCUUGCAUCCGUCCAGAGUCGAAAUGCUGAACGUGGCAUGUCCCGAUCACUCGCGCCGAUAGAAGGCAUUCUAAAGCGCAUUGUGAUCGGGUCUGCCAGGAUAAAGGCGGACGUCGUUUCAAGCGACGAAAAGGAAAGCGGCCUUCGAAACCUUCUCAACUUCGGGCACUCCAUUGGUCAUGCAAUAGAGGCAAUCCUGGCCCCUCAACUCCUGCACGGCGAAGCUGUUGCUAUUGGCAUGGUGAAGGAGGCAGAGUUGGCACGGCAUCUUGGCAUAUUAGCCCCGGGGCCCGUCGCGAGACUUACAAAAUGUAUAGCUAGUUACGGCCUCCCAACCUCAGUUCACGACAAGCGUGUGGUGGAGUUGACUGCGGGAAAGCAGUGCCCAGUUGAUGUUCUGCUCGAAAAAAUGGCCGUGGACAAGAAAAAUGAAGGUCGGAGCAAGAGGAUCGUGCUUCUCUCGGCAAUUGGACAGACUUUCGAACAGAAGGCCACGGCUGUUGAGGAUAGCGCUAUCCGCGUGAUUCUUUCUCCCGCCGUGCGUUUACGGCCAGGAGUUCCUGAGGAUUUGAACGUUGUUGUGACCCCACCUGGAUCAAAGAGUAUCUCCAACCGUGCGCUGGUUCUCGCCGCACUUGCGAAAGGGUCGUGCCGAAUCAAGAACUUACUCCACUCCGAUGAUACCGAGUAUAUGUUGGCGGCGAUCAACCUUCUCGGCGGUGCCACUUAUUCCUGGGAAGACGGCGGUGAAGUCCUCGUCGUCCGAGGCAAUGGUGGGAGCUUGCAUGCGAGCUCCGAGCCUCUCUAUCUUGGGAAUGCCGGGACUGCGUCGAGGUUCCUUACGACUGUAGUGACCAUGUGCAAGCCUUCAGGUUCUACCUCCUCCACCACGCUCACGGGCAAUGAGAGGAUGAAAGUGCGCCCAAUUGGACCGUUGGUGGAGGCUCUGAGGUCCAAUGGCGUGGGCAUCAAGUUUCUGGGCAAAGAAAACAGCCUUCCCAUCGAAGUCGACGCCGCUGCAGGGUUUUCGGGCGGCUCGAUAGAGCUAGCUGCGACAGUCUCGUCCCAAUACGUGUCGUCAAUAUUAAUGGCUGCACCAUACGCCAAAGAGCCUGUCACUCUUCGACUUGUUGGUGGGAAGCCUAUAUCCCAAACCUACAUUGACAUGACUAUCGCAAUGAUGUCGACGUUUGGCAUUCAUGUGCGCCGAUCGCAAACGGAGGAAAAUACAUAUCACAUCCCCAAGGGAACUUAUCAGAGCCCUUCCACGUAUGUUAUUGAAAGCGAUGCGAGUUCUGCUACGUACCCGCUGGCGGUUGCUGCCAUUACCGGGACUACCUGCACGAUUCCAAACAUUGGGUCUGCGUCUCUUCAGGGCGAUGCACGAUUUGCAGUUGACGUGUUACGGCCCAUGGGUUGCUCCGUGAAGCAGACCGAUAAUUCCACAACAGUCACCGGACCGUCUCCCGGCGGGCUGAAGGCUCUCGACCAUAUUGAUAUGGAACCGAUGACUGAUGCCUUCCUCACCGCAUCUGUGCUGGCGGCCGUAGCUCAAGGCACCACGCGGAUUACGGGCAUCGCGAAUCAGAGAGUAAAAGAAUGCAACCGCAUUCUUGCUAUGAGGGAGCAGCUUGCCAAAUUCGGUGUUAGUGCGAAGGAGCUUGACGAUGGAAUUGAGAUAGAGGGCGUGCAAAGACAAUGUCUGAAGGAGCCAUCUGGUGGCGUAUACUGCUAUGACGACCACCGAGUAGCAAUGAGUUUCAGUGUGCUCUCCCUCGCCUGCCCUGAGCCGGUUUUGAUUCUAGAACGAGAGUGCGUGGGUAAAACCUGGCCAGGUUGGUGGGACACCCUCUCCCUGCGAUUCAAGGCCGGUUUAGGGGGGGUUGAUAGCUCCCCAUCCCAUGCAGAAGACACUUCUGGUGCGCCGGAGCGACCUCAGUCCAUUUUCAUCAUCGGCAUGAGGGGUGCGGGCAAGACGACGAUGGGACGGUGGGCAGCUCAGGUGCUAGGACGUGACUUUAUUGAUAUGGACGAAGAGAUUGAACGCCGCGCCAAGACCUCCAUACCUGACAUCGUUAGGGGUCCAAGUGGUUGGAAGGGCUUCAGAUCCAUGGAACUGAGCGUCCUGCGCGAUUUCAUCGGCCACCGAGGCCGUGAAUUAGUGGUUUCGUGCGGCGGCGGGGUGGUUGAGACUCCUGAAGCCAGAGAACUGCUUGUCGCCUUCCACAAGAGUGGCGGACUUGUUCUCUGGGUCCAUCGACCUCUUGAGGAUAUCGUGGCAUAUCUUUCUCUGGACAAAUCCCGACCAGCAUACACGGAAGACAUUCCGGGCGUUUUCCACCGCAGGCGACCAUGGUACGAAGAGUGCAGUAAUUUCCAGUACUUCAUCCCCGAUCUUCAGGGGACCGGCACAGUCGGCCAGAUCCCACCCAACUUCCAGCAAUACAUUCAAUAUAUUCUGGCAGACUCGCACCACUUGGACCAGGUCAUUCACAAGCCGCAAAGCUUUUUCGUCUCACUCACUGUGCCGGAUGUGGCGGGUGCUCUCCAAGUUCUCCCGGAUGUUAUUGUGGGCUCUGAUGCCGUCGAGCUUCGGGUAGACCUGCUUCGAGAUCAAUCUGUAGAGUUCGUCGAGAAGCAAGUGGCUCUUCUCCGCGCGGCUACCGCAAUUCCUAUUGUUUUCACAGUGAGGACAGUAUCACAAGGUGGCAAAUUUCCCGAUACUGCCUAUUCGCACAUGAGGCAAUUAUACCUCCAAGCAAUACGCAUGGCCGUGGAGUACGUCGAUGUUGAGGUGACUCUGCCCGCGGACAUUAUCCAGGAAGUGGUUUCGUCUAAAGGCCGCUCUCGCAUCAUUGCAUCUCACCAUGAUCCCCAAGGCCACCUUUCGUGGAGGAAUGCUGCGUGGGUGCAGUAUUACAACAAGGCGCUACAAUACGGCGACAUCAUCAAGCUCGUUGGUUUGGCGAAGAACUUGGGAGAUAAUUUCGAGUUGGCCAGGUUCAUAACAAGGGUGGCGUCUAGCCGCAGGACGCCCAUAAUUGCACUCAACAUGGACCGACAUGGGAAAUUAAGCCGGGUGCUGAACCGCUUCCUGACUCCCGUCUCCCAUCCUUCACUGCCUUCCAAGGCAGCGCCUGGUCAGAUGUCUGCGGUCGAAAUUCGUCAAGCCUUGUCACUUUUGGGUGAGAUUGAACCGCGACAAUAUUACCUGUUUGGCUCACCGAUAUCAGCGUCAAGAUCCCCGGCGCUACACAACUCUCUCUUCAAAUUGACCGGCCUGCCUCACACCUAUUCCUUGUUUGAAACGAACGAUUACGAAUCCCUGAAAACGAUUAUUCGCGCGGGUGAUUUUGGGGGUGCCUCCGUCACGAUACCUCUGAAAAUUGAUGUACUUGACCUGGUCGACGAAGUGACAGAGGCAGCCCGGUUGAUCGGUGCCGUCAAUACUCUGAUCCCUGUCAGCAAGGGCGACACGGAAAGUCUUUUCAUCCGUGGUGAUAAUACUGACUGGAUGGGGAUGGUCCACACUUUGAAAACCGCUGGCCUAGAAGAUCAACCAAGUGGCAGUGGGCAUCCCAGUCCCGGCUUAGUUGUGGGGUCUGGUGGCACAGCGCGUGCUGCGAUAUAUGCGUUGAACUCUCUUGGCUUCUCCCCGAUUUAUGUCGUUGCUCGCAACCCAGAUCGCUUUAAGGAACUCGCCACCUCGUUCGACAAUAGUGCUUCUCUCAAACAUCUCACUGACCCCGGGCAGAUACUUCAUUCCUCGAGCGGGCGGCAACCCUGCGUGAUCAUUAGCACAAUACCGGCCGACAGGCCGAUCGACCCCGCCAUGCGCGAGAUUCUCGCUGCCGUGAUUGGAACCCCGGCGCCGGCAGGGAAGCCUCAAGUGCUUCUCGACAUGGCCUACAAACCUGCUGUAACCCCUCUCAUGCAGCUUGCCAAUGAUGCCAACUGCGGCUGGGUGACCGUCCCCGGUCUAGAGGUUCUAUCAUCUCAGGGGUGGUAUCAAUUCCAGCUCUGGACGGGUAUUACUCCCAAGUUCUCUGAUGCCAGGGCCGCUGUUAUCGGCGAGCUAUAA
Scedosporium apiospermum is the source of this 4746-nucleotide messenger RNA. Its product is annotated as Pentafunctional AROM polypeptide. The coding region runs from base 1 to 4746 and encodes 1581 amino acids. Gene Ontology annotation, cellular component: cytoplasm. The transcript has 2 exons. The record is from RefSeq and is a predicted model, not a curated record. NCBI's taxonomy places the organism in Eukaryota, Fungi, Ascomycota, Sordariomycetes, Microascales, Microascaceae. Gene Ontology annotation, biological process: aromatic amino acid biosynthetic process; chorismate biosynthetic process. Gene Ontology annotation, molecular function: shikimate kinase activity; shikimate 3-dehydrogenase (NADP+) activity; 3-phosphoshikimate 1-carboxyvinyltransferase activity.